AUGCUGCUUCAUAGUUCUGACUAUUUGACUGUAAACGUCGUGUGCAUCAUGGCAUCAGCGCUGCAAGUGUUUGCAGUGGAAGGCAUCACCCGCUCCAUCUUCUUUUAUCUGGAUCUGUCGAGUCUCGACUUCUUGUUGCACGUGUUCCAAGCGACGUCGGAGCUGCAGGGAUAUCUGCAGGACAGUGCGCUGUGGACGGAAUUGUCAAUUCUGCACUUCAAAGGCCAGCGUGACUUAGAGCUGCGGUUCUUGGCACUACCAACGCGAGAUCGAGGCUGGGAGUGGACAGUCAGAGAGCGCACAUGUGUGGAGCUACAGGAAUUUCUCCAGUCCAUGGACGAGCGGACGCAGUUCGACGGGACUGUCAAAAUUCUGGAAGGUGACAUUGGCUACAUAAACGGCAUCGACAGGCAACCUUUAGACGGUAUCGCGUCGUGGCCUGACUGA
Molecule: messenger RNA, 447 nt
Organism: Phytophthora nicotianae INRA-310
Lineage: Eukaryota; Oomycota; Peronosporomycetes; Peronosporales; Peronosporaceae
Exons: 2
Coding region: 1-447 (148 amino acids)
Source: RefSeq, a predicted model, not a curated record